Messenger RNA from Elgaria multicarinata webbii, 797 nucleotides. It is a transcript of the gene OVOL1, whose product is annotated as ovo like transcriptional repressor 1. Gene Ontology annotation, biological process: epidermal cell differentiation; regulation of transcription by RNA polymerase II. Lineage: Eukaryota; Metazoa; Chordata; Lepidosauria; Squamata; Anguidae. Gene Ontology annotation, molecular function: RNA polymerase II cis-regulatory region sequence-specific DNA binding; DNA-binding transcription factor activity, RNA polymerase II-specific. The record is from RefSeq and is a predicted model, not a curated record. Gene Ontology annotation, cellular component: nucleus.
CCCACCACCGAAGAAUUAAGAUGCCUAGAGCUUUCCUGGUGAAAAAAACGUGCGUUUCCACCGGCAAGAGGAAUUGGAGUGAACUUCCCGAUGAGGAAAGAGGAGAAAUUUACGUCCCAGUCUCCUUGGGCGGGUAUGCCCUAUGGAAGGACCCAGAACCUUCGGUGGCUGAGCCGCCUUCGUACCCGAUGCCUCUGGACAUGACGAUACGGAACUCCACGUACACGGCUGCACAGCCGCACUGCACAGCCCAGGUCCCGGGUGGCAUCCAACAGGAUGCGGAAACUGGAUUUCUGCGGCCCAAGAUCAAGGUGACGCAGGGCGAAGGGCCGGGAGACCAGCUGGCCUGCCCGUACUGCCAGAAGGGCUUCUCCUUCCAGCGCAUGCUCAACCGUCACAUGAAGUGUCACAGCCACGUCAAGCGCCACCUCUGCCAGUACUGCAACAAGGGCUUCAACGACACCUUCGACCUCAAACGCCACGUCCGGACUCACACGGGCGUGCGGCCUUACAAGUGCGACCUCUGCGACAAGGCCUUCACCCAGCGCUGCUCGCUCGAGUCCCACCUGAAGAAGAUCCACGGGGUGCAGCAGAGUUACGCCUACAAGGAGCGCCGCGCCAAGCUCUACGUGUGCGAGGACUGCGGCUCCACGGCCGACAGCCAAGAGGGCCACCUUCGCCACCUCCAGGAGCGCCACCCCGACAGCCCGCUGCUGCGCAAGGCCUCCCGCAAGGCGGCCGCGGCCCUUCAGGGCGCCGCCCCGGCUGGCCUGCUGCAGGACCGCCCCUGCCUCUGA